Messenger RNA from Trypanosoma grayi, 1248 nucleotides. RefSeq lists its product as hypothetical. Bases 1 to 1248 code for a protein of 415 amino acids. NCBI's taxonomy places the organism in Eukaryota, Euglenozoa, Kinetoplastea, Trypanosomatida, Trypanosomatidae. The transcript has a single exon. The record is from RefSeq and is a predicted model, not a curated record.
AUGAAGCGAUUGAGGAGUGGCUCAUUGACAUCACCUGUAGGGUCUACUGGUGCGAUGCAGCAUCAGCAACAACAACGGGUGGAGGAGCGAAGCGGUAACGAUCGUGUGGUGGUGAACUCCCCGUACGGCAGCCGCCGUGCUACGUACGGAUGGGGCAAUCCAUUCUCUCCACCACUGCUGGCCACUGUUGCGGGGUACCCCAACAUACACAUCGGUGUCAGCUCGCUCAACGCUGUUCCGGGAAAGGAUAGGCGUAUGAAGACCCUCCUCUCACAGUACAGUAAGAAGUUUAACUGCCUGGAACACUGCUACACAUACCACAAUGUUACCGAUGAAGCGACAUGGAAAAGUUGGGGGGAAAUGUGCCCAUCAUUAUCGCCAUCUUCGCCUGGUCUACAGCGGGGGUCCGUUGGCACAGUGGUGAAGCAGCAGAGCAAUGACGGUAGAAGGAAUAGAACUAAAAUCAGCCAAAAUGGUUUGGGGAAAGUGGAUGACGGUGCUGUCGUUGAUAAUAACAACGAUGAUGAGGAUGCUGAUCAAAAGCACCCGCUAUUCAUCUACACAAUCAAGGCGAAUCAGUAUUUAACGCAUACUCGCAUGCUUGCCAUGGACGGAGACACAGAAGAGCACAUCAUCAACUUCUUCGUGCGCCGCUGCUCUCUACUUGGGCCGCACCUCGGCCCGGUGCUCUUGCAGCUUCCUCCGCAGUUCUGCAAGACUCCUCAAAACAUGGAACGCAUCGAGGCAGUUGCGGCACGUAUUCCCCCAUCAAUCCGCGUUGCGGUGGAGUUUCGCCACUGCUCGUGGUACAAUGCAGAGACGCACGAUCUGUUGCGUCGUGUUGGGUGGGCGCUUGUUGUGGCGCAUCAUCAUGACGAUCCUGCAGGGUCUCUGCACGUCGACACUGGAGUAGGGUUCAUGUACGUUCGCCUGCACGGCGCUCUCGGGCUGCAUGUAGGUGACUACGGGCCGGCGCGGGUGUCGAUGUGGGCGGAGCGCAUCGCCGAGUUCGUCAGCGGGGGAGCCGCAGGGGCGGAGAAGCGGGAGGUUUUCGUCUUCUUCAACAACAGUGACUCCCACGUGGGUGGGACGACGAGUUCGACGGUGGAUGCAACGUUCUUGGCCGAGCGCCUGCGAGCGCUGCUGGUGAAAGAAGAGGCCUCCUGCCAGACGGUUGACAGUACUAGUAUCAGCAGUAGCAAUUGCAAUUGCAGCUGUGUUGCGGAUGUGACUACCAUUAGCGAUUAG